UCCGGACGCGACAUGCUCAGUGGCGAUGAGCGUGAGCGCCGACCUCUGGCACCGGCGCCUCGGCCACAUCAAUCCAAGUGCUAAUGAGAUUUUGCGGCGCAACCCCGCUGCAGUUGUGCAAUAUGACGGACCUGUAUCCCCGUGCGACAACUGCCACAUCAUGAUGCACAGGAAGGCUCCCGUCCCGAAGAAGACCAGCCGUGUCCUGACAAAACUAGGCCAAUUCGUCCAGUUCGACAACAUGGGACCAAACGACUCGCUUGCGAAGUACAACGGAUACACCUACUCCUACGUCGCCAAAGCGACCGACGUCUUUUCCAGAAUGCCGGAAGUGUACCUACCGCGUGACAGGACCAAAACCACGCAAGCUCUGCACGCCUACAACAUGCAAGUAGCAUCUGAAGGCUACCGCAUCGAGGUUCUACUCUGUGACAAAGGGCGAGAGAACACUGGGGAAGAAAUGCGCAACUACUGUAGGGAGUCUGCGAUCAAGCUGGAAUUCGCCGCGACCAACACGCCCCAAGAAAUCGGAGUGUCAGAAAGGGAUGGCCAGACACUUGCAGCUGUGACUCGAGCUCCACUGCGUGAUGGAGACUUCUCAAAACACAUGACCCCACACGCGGCGCUAGGGGGAGCCACGCCGUAUUCCNUGACUCGAGCUCUACUGCGCGAUGGAGACUUCCCAAAACACAUGUGGGGGGAGCUCAUGAUGACUGCAGCAUACCUGACCAACAGGACCCCACACGCGGCGCUAGGGGGAGCCACGCCGUAUUCCAAGAUGUACAACACAACCCCGGACCUUUCUCGACUUUGUGCCAUCGGCGCCCGCGCGUUUGUUCAUCACGAGGGAUACAAGAAGAAGCUAGACGACCGGGCCCUUGAAGGCAAGCUCGNGAUCGGGCCUUUGAAGGCAAGCUCUGCGGUUACGGACCUGACAGCAAGACGUACCGGAUCUACGUGGAGGGCAAAGACAAGAGCUCCUACUGCACGAGAUGCGCAACAUGCAGCAAGACAACAUCGACCGAGCAGAAUUUGCCAAAACAACGCGGGCACGGAUUCCGACGACUUCUUUGCUGCUGGGGGAGAUGACAGCAAUGACAACUCGCGGACUACGACACCAUCCAGGACAUCGCAGGACAUCCUGCGAUAUGGAAUGGAACAGGCAAACCCGGUCAGCACCCCCGGGUAUGGAGCAGAACUAUCAACUGAGCAGCCACAAGUCCAACUACUCGGACCCGAGGACAAGCAGAGAUUCCAGGCCAUCACCGGAAGUCUCCUGUACCUUACUCAAUGCACCCGCUACGAUCUGUCAUACGCAGUGCACCAACUGACACGGGCACGUGCAAACCCAGCACAGGUCCACAUGGCUGCGCCAAAGCACCUACUACGGUACCUACGCGGAACGCCGGACCUACCGAUCGUGUACAAGAAGGUGCAGUUCAGACUCUCGUGCUUCACUAGCUCGUCAUUUGGAACCAACCCAGACAACGGCAGGUCUACCACCGGAUACCUGUUCUUCCUAGGAGGGGGACUGAUCAACUACGGAGCCAAGGCACAGACUCUGGCAGCACAGAGCACCGCGGAGGCCGAACUUCAAGCGCUGAGCUUCAGUGCUCGCGAGGCAGUCUACAUCUCCAACUCCAUGACGGAAAUCGGAUUCAAGACCCCAUCAACAGCGACAGCACCGGAGCAUUGACUGUGGCCAGCAACGCGAAGU
Messenger RNA from Ectocarpus sp. CCAP 1310/34, 1717 nucleotides. NCBI's taxonomy places the organism in Eukaryota, Phaeophyceae, Ectocarpales, Ectocarpaceae. The record is from the annotation of a GenBank genome assembly.